AUGGGUACGAGGGUGGUACUGGAUGCUACAUCCACCCAAAGCUCUACUGCCACAAAUAUAAGGCGCUUUAUAAGAGAGACAGAGCUAAGUGACCACAUUGACAACAGAAGUACUUCUACCGCCCAAACCUCAACCCAAGAUGAGGGUUCUAUUGUUAACCCUACGGCAGAGUAUAAUGGUGGAUCCAUAAUGCGAAAAGCCAGUCAGAGGUUAAACUCCAUCAGCGAAGAGCCGCUGAAAAAUGAAGUUGCAACAUUAGAUCAGCGCGUAGACGAGAGUGAAGAUGAAGUUGCCGCCGACAUGGCAAAACCAAGCCAACCCAGUCUACAUUUACGAAAACAUAGCUAUCAGGACAAGUUGAAAUAUUUGCCUAAUAGAAACUUCGAGGUAGAAGUAAGUGGUCUCGAUCUGGCAAACACUUAUUCUGUGACCAAUUCAAUUCCAAAUACUUUCAAAUAUAAGUCGCAUCCUAAUGCUAAAACAAAAGCAUCUUUAGGGGCUGAGGUGAUAAGAAAAUUUGAUGAGAAAACUUCAACAGUCCUCGAAGAUGAAGAUGAAGAUGUCAAUCGUGGUGCAUCUCAUCUUUCUUCAGAUCGUUCACAUGAGCUGCAAGGUCGACUUGAGCAAUUUAAUACGACUCCAGACUGGAUGCCACCAGAAUUGAAUGAAAAGUGGAUGCCAUCUAAUAGAGAGGAAGGUGUUGAGCAUGAGAUCCUUGGCGCCGAUUCCGAAUUCGGCUCUUCAGUCAGAGUUUUUAAAUCAAAAAGUAGUAACCAAGAUAACUCUUCAAAUUUCAAGAUCCCUUCAACCAAUACAAUAGUGCAUAACUCAAACACUGGUGUUCGUACUCCUAUGUGGAAGAAAGCUAAAAAUGAGUUUCAGUCUAAUAAAAGACCUCAAUUCAAUCUUCAAAACAUAUUUUUGGAAAAUAAUGAACGAGAAGAUGACGAAGCUCCUCAAAAUAAAGACGCUUCUGAAAAUCAUUCACUAUCUUCUACCCUAUCGACUCCUUUUGGUACGGUUUCACAUACUCAAGGAAUUCAGAACCAAUUAACACAAUUGUCGCAUUUUCAGAGGGAAAUGGAUCAGGAAAAGCUUGCAGGGGCUUCUGGUGAGCCUGAAUCUCCAUUAAAACUAUUUGGUGAUAAGUACAAUACUUUUACGAAGGAAAAAUUGAAUGAUCUCCUAUUCAAAAUGAACAACAAAUCCUCCAACAUCAAAGAAUCUGAACAAAAGACUGACGAAAACAAAAGGAAUAUCGAGGUUCCCAAACCUCCUGAAGUGAAGCUAAAAAUAAAAAACUUUACACAAUCAGGAUCUUACACCGAACAACAGUUUUUGCAGAACGCAAAUAAUAUAUUCAAGAAUAUCCAGAAGAGGGGAUAUAUAAAUAAAGCUGAAAACGAAUACGAAAACAGAGCCAAGACACUCUCAACUGCUACAUCUACCCCAAUAGCCGAGAAGCAGUACAGGGAGCCGCAUAAUGAGUAUUUUGAAAACCAAUACUCAUUUUCAAGCGACUACUUAGAACGGGAUUCUUCAACGUCACAAGCAAGAAAACAACAUGAAAUGCUGCAAACUGAUUCCAACGGAUACACCUUUGAGAAUUCUUCCAAAACAAAUAGUAUAGUGCUGGCACAAGAUGGUCCCAGUGAACCCUUAAAUGAUCAAUUACGUGAUCACGAGAGUUCCUAUACGUAUGACGAAUUUUCCGAUGAAGAUAAUACUCUGGGUAAGGUUAAUUCACAUUUUGACCUGAGUAUUCCAGAGCAAAAUAAAGAUGGGCACCAAUACCAAUCUACCAAUAAUGACUAUGAUCGGAUUAACUCUCGCCUUGACGAGCUUGAAAAGCUAAUGAAAGACGUAAAUGAGAAGUUAAGUACUUUGGGCCAACAUGAGGCAAAACAUGGAAACCGUAAAGCCGAUGUAUCAAUAGAGCAAAAUGAACCUCAUGAAGUUUCUAUUGACCAGGCAGACUUAACCCGUGAAGAUUAUAGUGAAAUUCAGGACUUUAUUAGAUGGAAGAAAGCGUCUCAAUUAAAGCUAUUAUCAGAGCGCCAAACUUCGCAGCAAAAUGCUAUGAGAGAGUCAAAUAGAGGUAGUAAAACCGCUCGUGGCCAUGUGAAACCUGAUCUGCAUUUGCCUACAGAAUACGAAAAUAUGGUUCUAGAUACAAAGAAUCAACGCUGGAUUUUUAAUGACAAAGAAAAUUCUCCUGGUGGAAGUUUAGAUUCCAUCGAUGAUUUAAUAGUGGAUUCAAAUGAACAGUCAUUUUCUUUGCUGCCGAGCGAAAAGAAAAGAGAGCUGACUUCAUAUGAUGCGAUGAGUAACGAGCAACGAAAUAGAAACAGCAACAAAGCGGAAGUCUCCUUUCAGAUCCCCACUCAAGCAGAUAAUUCAAGAAAUCGAGGUUAUAUCAAUGGUAACGUAACCCAAAUUUCGCAACUAAAUGAUGUUACAUUUUCUCAAACACAAAGAAAAUUGGUCUCAGUCAUAACUGAUGUUUUAUCGGAGAAAACAAAUGAAGGUAUUGAUUGGAAGCAAAUCCAUAAGGUCUCAUUGUCGAAUUGCUCUAUAGACAGUGUGAACGAUUUAGAUAAAUUGUUGCCUAAUCUCUCUGAUGUUGACCUUUCUGCGAACCACAUCAAAUACUUGGAUGGGCUACCACUCGCUGUUAUGAACCUUAAUUUGUCGAAUAAUUGCGUUGAGAACAUUACAUCUUUUGCGAAGUAUCGUGACUUACAGGUGUUAGACGUAUCCCUGAACUCGUUGACCAACUUGUCUGGACUUGACCGAAACAUACACUUGAGUGAACUAAACUUGUCUACUAAUAGUUUAACGUCGAUAAAUGGGAUUAAAAACUUACAUAACCUCGUUAGGCUCAAUGUUUCAGGAAAUGACUUAAUGGGAGAACUUGACUUUAAGCAAUUCAAUUUGAUUAAAUUGGAAGAGUUGAAUUUAUCUGAAAAUAGUCUUCAGGAGGUUCGGGGUCUAGAGUACUUGACAAAUUUAAGAAUAUUAAAUUUAAACGAGAAUCACUUGACUAACUUAUCAUGCAAGAUGAAGCAUCAACAUCUCAAGAAAAUUCUUUUGAAGUUCAAUAAUUUAAAGAAACUAAAUUUAGAAUCUUAUCCUUACUUAAGAGUUUUGAGGAUCGACGGAAAUUCAUUGAACGUGGUGACUGAUAUUAAGAAGUUAAAAAAUUUAGAUGAAGUGUCCUGUAAGUCACAGCUAAGCUUUCAAGUUAUAGGAAAUGUUUUUGAAGGUGCUCGUGACAUUCAAACGUUAGAUCUAUCAGGUAAUUACCAAAUUAACUUUCCACAAUAUCUAGAUGAUUUGGUUAAAGAUAUACAAAUGAAACCUUUUCUCAAUUUGACGCAUCUUUCUUUAGCUGCUAUGAGUUUAAGUCUGAUUCCUGAAUCAUUUGCAAACAUUUUUCCAAAUGUAAGGGAUUUAAAUUUGAAUUUUAAUGCAUUGCGUAAUAUUAAUGGUCUAUCGAAGUUGAAAAACAUUAAGAAGUUGCAUUUAGUGAGUAAUAAUAUUUCAAAGACAGAAAUUAUCGUUACAGGCCUCCUUGGCUCUAGGCAAUCGUUAAAAGUGUUAGAUGUAAGGCUAAAUCCUUGCACCAUUGAACUUUAUCCAUACGUCUUCAAUCCACAAGAGUUGGAUUUGACAAAUAUACAAAAUACUGAUGCCAGUCCAAUACAUUUGGAGUCAUUGGAUGAUAUUGAAAGUUUCGGAAUUCAUUAUCAAUCACUCAGUAAAAGCUCGGACAACUGGAUUAGUAGAGAUGCACAAUUUUUUGCAGAUUUGGCAAAGCAACGAAGCAGUAAACGAAUUAGAAAGAGACUCGACUAUGAAACGUUGAUAGUAAAUUUCUUUAUCAGUUUAAAGAGGUUUGAUGGAGGGAUUAUCACGAAAGAGAAGAGAGUGGCCCUAAAAGCCCGACUUAAUCUGAAAGAAAUGCACUCUUAUAAUUAA
Priceomyces carsonii is the source of this 3981-nucleotide messenger RNA. RefSeq lists its product as uncharacterized. The record is from RefSeq and is a predicted model, not a curated record. The coding region runs from base 1 to 3981 and encodes 1326 amino acids. The transcript has a single exon. Gene Ontology annotation, molecular function: protein binding. Lineage: Eukaryota; Fungi; Ascomycota; Pichiomycetes; Serinales; Debaryomycetaceae.